Ostreococcus lucimarinus CCE9901 is the source of this 639-nucleotide messenger RNA. RefSeq lists its product with no specific name. Gene Ontology annotation, molecular function: ubiquitin protein ligase activity; metal ion binding. Gene Ontology annotation, biological process: protein polyubiquitination. The record is from RefSeq and is a predicted model, not a curated record. The transcript has a single exon. The annotation marks the transcript as partial. Lineage: Eukaryota; Viridiplantae; Chlorophyta; Mamiellophyceae; Mamiellales; Bathycoccaceae.
GUGUUCGACGUCACCGCGCGCGUCACAUCGCGCGCCAUGUCCGCGACGGCGUGCAAGUUUUACCUCGCCGGCGCGUGCCGGAACGGCGCGUCGUGUCGAUUCUCGCACGACGCCGACGCGAGCGCGAGCGCGAGCGCGCGCGCGUCGACGGAGACGCGCGAGCGAUGCAAAUUCGUCGACGCCCCCGGUGGGUGCACGUUCGGCGAUCGAUGCAAGUACGCGCACGGCGCGAGCGACGCCGGCGCGAGCGACGUCGCGAGGGCGUUCAGUCGCGUGACGCUCGCCACCGGGGCGGGACGCGGGAUGUCGGCGAGCGCGACGGCGUUCGCGCCGGGAGGGACGCGGGGGAACGCGAACGCGAACGGCGCCGAAUACGAACACGGCGAAGAGGAGGACGAAGAUUGGGGAUACGUGGACGAACACGGGAAUUGGGUGUCGUUCGACGACGAGGGCGAGGGCGCGAGGGAGUUUUUGGCGGCGCAGUUGCCGGACGAGGACGAGCUGUUGGGACUGACGAGCGAGGGGCCGAGCGGGGCGGGCGACGACGCGUGGGGGUUCUUCGACGAGGGCGGGAAUUGGGUGUCGCUCGAGGGAGAGGGACAGCGGUACCUACAAACGCAGGAAGAUUUGGUGCGUUGA